Molecule: messenger RNA, 655 nt
Organism: Plectropomus leopardus (leopard coralgrouper)
Lineage: Eukaryota; Metazoa; Chordata; Actinopteri; Perciformes; Serranidae
Source: RefSeq, a predicted model, not a curated record
AUGUCACACCUGGUCCCCCCUGCCGGCUGUCCCCUUUAUACAGAUAUCAUUGUGACUACCUCCUGUGGUGGCUUAAAGGCCAGACCACUCUGUCUCCUCACUCCGUGAUCGUACCUUUGAUACAGAAUGGCAGGACAGCCUAACGGUGCAAUAUUCCCACCUUGAACAGGCAGUGAAAAAGAUCAAGGUCUCCUGAAGACAUGCCGACACCUCACACAACUGUCCUCUGCGCUCAUAAUGACCUGGUGGAUAAAGUGCAGCCUGGUGACCGCGUAAACAUCACUGGUGUCUGCAGAGCAUUCCCCAUGUGCAUGAACCCUUAUCAGAGCAAUGUGAAGUCAAUGUACAAGAUCCACAUCAACGCCAUCCACUUGCAUAAGACAGACAAGAAGCACCUGCAGAGUUCGGAUGAAGAGGCCAAACAGAAGCUCUUCACUGAGUGCAGACCCUGAAGGAGCGGGCAACCAAGCCAGACAUGUACGAACGCCUCUCCUCAGCCCUCACACCAAGCAUCUACUAGCAGGAGGACAUCAAAAAGGUGCGUGUGAAUGGGUGCACGCCAAAACACAAGUGUUAACCUGUGUAAGCACUUGGUAACGAGUAAUCGCAACACAAACUGUCACAUUGUUUGAGUGUCCAAUAACACUGAUCCAUU